Molecule: messenger RNA, 2153 nt
Organism: Nelumbo nucifera (sacred lotus)
Lineage: Eukaryota; Viridiplantae; Streptophyta; Magnoliopsida; Proteales; Nelumbonaceae
Product: LRR receptor-like serine/threonine-protein kinase FEI 1
Biological process (GO): protein phosphorylation
Molecular function (GO): protein binding; ATP binding; protein kinase activity
Source: RefSeq, a predicted model, not a curated record
CUCCCAAAUCCCAAUCUCUUGCUCUCGUUUUUAAACUUUAAACCUGAUUCUCCUGCUUUCCCCGCCAUUCUCUCACUAGCACCCCUUUUCAUUUGCUGUCAUCUCUCUAACCUCUGUAUACUGUGAAUCGAAAUACUGAGAGGAAGCUAGCUAAGAUAAGCUCCUUUUGCUUCAGGAAAGGAAAUGGGUUUGCUGGUUUUGCUCCUCUCGGCACUUGCUGGAGCAACCCUUUUAAGCACCUUCACUCUUGCUCUCACUGAAGAUGGCAAGACAUUGCUGGAAAUAAAAGGGGCUCUGAACGAUAGUCGGAGUUUCCUCAGAAACUGGAAGGCUUCUGAUGACAACCCCUGCAACUGGACCGGCAUCUCUUGCCAUCCCCAUGACCAACGGGUCAGUUCAAUAAACCUUCCUUACAUGCAACUUGGAGGGAUCAUAUCACCAAGCAUUGGGAAGCUUAGUAGGUUGCAGAGAUUGGCACUUCACCAGAACAGCUUGCAUGGAUCAAUUCCUACUGAACUUACCUACUGUACUGAGCUCAAAGCACUAUACUUGAGGGCUAAUUACCUCCAAGGAAUCAUUCCACCAGAAAUUGGAAAUCUUUCUCACCUCACCAUACUGGACCUCUCUAGCAAUUCGCUGAAGGGAUCCAUACCUCCCUCUAUUGGCCGUCUGACACAUUUACGCUUUCUGAACUUAUCAACCAAUUUCUUGUCUGGUGAAAUUCCAAACUUCGGCAUGUUGGUCACCUUUGGGAAAAAGUCGUUUAUUGGCAAUUUAGAUCUGUGUGGUCAUCAGAUUCAGAAACCAUGCCUAAGCUCAUUGGGAUUCCCUGCGGAAUUACCACAUGCAGAGGCUAAUGAAGCACCAGUCCCUACUAAGCGAGUCCCUCAUUACCUCAAUGGGGUCCUUAUUGGUGCCAUGUCAGCAAUGGGUCUUGUGCUUAUGCUGCUCCUUGUUUUCCUCUGGGUUUGUUUACUAUCAAGGAAAGAAAGAGUUGCUAAAAAAUAUACCGAAGUAAAAAAGCAAGUUGGUCGGGAUCCAGGUAUCAAGCUCAUAACAUUCCAAGGUGAUCUUCCUUAUUCCUCCUCUGAAAUCAUAGAAAAGCUCGAGUCACUUGAUGAAGAAGAUGUGGUGGGAUCAGGAGGAUUUGGCACUGUAUACAAGAUGGUAAUGAAUGAUUAUAGUACAUUUGCUGUUAAAAGGAUCGACCGAAGUUGUGAAGGAUCUGAUAAGAUAUUUGAAAGGGAGCUUGAGAUCUUGGGUAGCAUCAAGCAUAUAAAUCUUGUCAACCUGCGAGGGUACUGCAGACUUACAAAUGUGAAGCUUCUCAUCUAUGAUUAUGUAGCCUUGGGCAGCUUAGAUCAUUUUCUGCAUGAGAAUGAGCAAGAACAUUUGAACUGGAAUGCUCGCCUAAGAACUGCUCUUGGUUCUGCUCGUGGAUUGGCAUAUUUACACCAUGAUUGUUGUCCAAGAAUAGUGCAUCGAGACAUAAAAUCUAGCAAUAUACUCCUGGAUGAAGAUCUGGAGCCUCAUGUUUCUGACUUUGGUCUUUCCGAACUUCUAGUUGAUGAGGAUGCACAUGUCACUACCGUUGUUGCUGGCACUUUUGGUUAUUUAGCACCAGAAUAUCUGCAGAGUGGGCAAGCAACCGAGAAAUCAGAUGUCUAUAGCUAUGGAGUUCUUUUGUUAGAGCUUGUAACUGGGAAGAGGCCUAAUGAUCCAUCUUUCGUCAAGAAGGGCUUAAAUAUUGUUGGCUGGAUGAACACUCUAGUCAGAGAAAGACGGUUGGAAGACAUUGUGGACAAAAGAUGCACUGAUGCAGAUGUGGGGACUGUGGAAGUAGUUCUAGAUAUUGCUUCUAGAUGCACCAAUGCAAACCCAGAUGCUCGUCCCUCUAUGAGUGAGGUCUUGCAGAUACUAGAAGAAGAGGUCAUGUCACCUUGCCCAAGUGAAUUCUCUGAAUCUCAUUCAGACCGUCUCUGAAAGAGAAUGGCAGUGGAAUAUAGUUGGAGCACAGUUGCUAGGCUGCGCCCCUCCAAUUUCUAUGGCUUUCUUCCCCUAUCUUUGGGGCCUCUAUGUACAUUUAGUAAUUUUGCUAAGAUUUGCAAGUAAUUUCAAAACAAAUUUGGAGGUACAACUUUCUAUUCUAACCA